Molecule: messenger RNA, 369 nt
Organism: Zasmidium cellare ATCC 36951
Lineage: Eukaryota; Fungi; Ascomycota; Dothideomycetes; Mycosphaerellales; Mycosphaerellaceae
Exons: 4
Coding region: 1-369 (122 amino acids)
Biological process (GO): transcription by RNA polymerase II
Cellular component (GO): RNA polymerase II, core complex
Molecular function (GO): protein dimerization activity; DNA binding
Source: RefSeq, a predicted model, not a curated record
AUGAACGCCCCAGACAGAUACGAGUCCUUCAUCCUUGCCGACGAUGAGAAGAAAGUCGAGGUCGACCCAGAGACUCGCGUCCCAAAUGCGGCCAUGUUCACCUUCAACAAGGAGGAUCACACCCUCGGCAACCUCCUCCGCGCCAAGCUCGUCAAGUCCCAGCACGUCCUCUUCGCCGGCUACCAAGUCCCACACCCACUCUUCGCGACCUUCAAGCUGCGUGUGCAAACCGACGGCGAGGUGACUCCAAAGGAGGCGGUUGUCGCGGCGUGCAAGGAUCUCUUGGGAGAACUGCACAACUUGGACCAGGAGUUCACGAAGGAGUUUGAGCUGAAGAAGAUUUCUCAUAGAAGGACUGAAUGCUAUUGA